This is a messenger RNA of Apis florea (little honeybee), 605 nucleotides long. RefSeq names its product A disintegrin and metalloproteinase with thrombospondin motifs 7. Lineage: Eukaryota; Metazoa; Arthropoda; Insecta; Hymenoptera; Apidae. Gene Ontology annotation, molecular function: metalloendopeptidase activity. Gene Ontology annotation, cellular component: extracellular matrix. The record is from RefSeq and is a predicted model, not a curated record. Gene Ontology annotation, biological process: proteolysis; extracellular matrix organization.
AGCAACGAUAAUUUCUUGAGGGAUGCGAAGUUGAAAAAGAUGCGCGACUCGCAGUGUCACUAUCUGGGUCGCGUGCACGGUCAUUCGGGGAACAGCGCCCUCUCGACUUGUUACGGCUUGUUCGCAGAAACGCCACCCACGUAAGAACCAGGCCAACUCGUACACGAUGGAACUGUUGCUGGUACUCGACAAGACCGUUCUCGAUUAUCACAAGGAUUUCGACGUCGAGAAUUACGCGCUGACGCUGCUCAACAUGGCGGCAGCGUUGCUACACGACGUCAGUUUGGGACUGAUUAUGGAGUUGACCAUUGUCAGGAUUAUAAGAAUGCUCGUCCAAGAGAAUGAGAUGAGUUUAACUGUAACCAAAGACUCGAACGCUACCCUGAAAUAUUUCCAACAGUGGCAACGAAUGAUUAACCCUGGGGACGAUACACACCCGAAUCACCACGAUUGUGCCAUUCUGAUUACAAAGUACAGCUAGCGAUCGAAUUAAUGUUACGCGAGUCCCAACUUAACCUCGAACGAGGUUGAACCCUCCUCAUUCAUUUGGCCAGGAGUAACAUCUGCGAUUCACCUGGCGUGUGUGGUUUCACCGGCACCUCGAC